Prunus persica (peach) is the source of this 2717-nucleotide messenger RNA. Its product is annotated as universal stress protein PHOS32. NCBI's taxonomy places the organism in Eukaryota, Viridiplantae, Streptophyta, Magnoliopsida, Rosales, Rosaceae. The transcript has 2 exons. The coding region runs from base 164 to 985 and encodes 273 amino acids. The record is from RefSeq and is a predicted model, not a curated record.
AUGCGCAUAAUAAUAAAUGAUGAUAAGGAUUUAAGCCCAUUUCUCCACUCGCCCUCUCGUCACUUCCCAACUUUCCCAUCCGUUUUCCUUUUCAUUUUCCGACUAUCCAAACAAACGAACACCGAACAAAACAAAAAAACCUGAAACCUCUGCAAAAACCCAAAUGAAUCAUCCUCAGCCCCCUCAACCCCAAGACCCAUCGGACCCCCAACUCCCCCACAUCAGAAUCCACCACCCUAACUCCCCACGCCACCACCCCAACUCUCCACGUCACCACACCUCAUCCGCAGGCUCCGCCGCCACUCCCACCCCCACAGCCGGCGCCCGCCGAAAGCUCGGCGUAGCUGUCGACCUCUCCGACGAGAGCGCCCAUGCCGUCCGCUGGGCCGUCGACCACUACAUCCGCCCCGGAGACGCCGUCGUUCUCCUCCACGUCAGCCCCACCUCCGUCCUAUUCGGCGCCGACUGGGGCUCCGUCGACCUCUCCAUCAAUACCAACGACGACGUUGACUUCGUCGACAACCACGCCUUAAACGACUCCGUCAAGCAGAAGAAGCUCGAGAAUGACUUUGAUGCCUUCACUGCUUCCAAGGCCGCCGAUCUCGCCAGGCCCUUGAAGGAGGCUCAGAUUCCCUUCAAGAUCCACAUCGUUAAGGACCAUGACAUGAAGGAGAGGCUGUGCUUGGAGGUUGAGAGGCUAGGGCUCAGUGCCGUGAUCAUGGGGAGCCGAGGGGUUGGUGCCGCGAAGCGUGGGAAUGACGGUAGGCUUGGGAGUGUGAGCGAUUAUUGCGUUCAUCACUGUGUUUGCCCUGUUGUUGUUGUACGGUUUCCAGAUGAUGACAAUGGUGCCGGUGCCGGUGCCGGUGGUUCUGCUGUUGCCCCUGCUGCUGUUGUUGCGGUUAAAGAGGAUGAGGAGGAAGAAGCCGUGAUCAAGCCAGUGGUAAAGGACGAGCAUCAAAAAGGAGUUACUGAUGCAAUUAGAUGAGCAAUCUAACUUUCUGCAAAGGGAAAUUUGAAAUUAUUAUAUCAGGUGAGGGCUUGUGCUCCUCAUUGUUGUUUUGCUUCCGAAGUAUUGUGUACUGCAAAUCGUUUCUAUUGUAUAUAUUAUGGAUUUUCAGAACCAAGGUUGAUUAAGCAAAGUUUGAUAUUUUGCAAUGUUCACAACUCAUGGCUGCUCCCUGAAGCAUCAUGAGGUUCUUUGAAUGUGAAAAGAAUAUUUUGAACUAGAUUAGCAUGGGCAUUUCCUAUUUAAGUUUGUUUUUCUUUUAGAGUAGCUUGGUCUUUCCAAUCUCCACUAUAAGCUGUAUGAAAUUCUAUAUACGAUCCUUAUGCACAUGAGAUUUGGCCUGGUUAGCUUUAUCACUAAAAUAUCCUACCCAUGAGAAUAUCCUUUUCUUUUUUCUGCAAAGAAAAACUAUUGUUUGGAAUUUUUUUACCCUUUGGUAGUGCUGCCAGAUGCUUCGUCUAAAUAAAAGCAAGUCCACCUCUUUCUAUCAUUAAAUGUCAGAAUAUGUUCCCCAUGCCAAAAGUGGUAUAACUUUGAAAUUUUUUGCAUAUUUAUCAUGUGUUUGGGAAUAUUCAUUUGCAAAUACGACUUAUUUUGCUAGUUGGUCAUUUCCUAUACCGCAUCUUGCAUAGGUCUAUGUUCUGUAUAAGAUUCAGUAGCCUAAGGAGGUUGUUCACAUUGCUGGCAACUUUAGUUGUAGGUUCAGUAGGCUAAGAAGAGGCCAAUGCUUACUUAACUAGUUUGCUGCUCAUAGUUUGGUAGCUCCCUUGUAUUCCCACUCUGCUGGAUAGUCCCAUGAUACUAUUUUGAGAUGAAAGGCUUUGCUUAUGGACCUAAUCAGGGUUCAUGUAUAAUGGUUAAGAAUAAAACACUAAGUAGGUUUGUAGGUUUGCUGUUCUUUACAUGUCUUGUUGUCAGGGCCCAACCACAUCUUUUUGCACCUAUAGAAAGUGAUAAAUUAAUUUUCUGGUGAUCCAAAUUCUUCCUCCCUGGUUGUUAAAGAGGAUAGGUACGCACUAUCAUUGGCUUCUAGAAGUGCUGCUGGCUUAUAGUAAGCAGAACAUAAGAGUUUGUUUUGUCAGUAAGUUUAACUGAUGUGACUGUAUGACUCAUAUCACGUCAUCAGUUAAUAAAAUGUUCUGGAAGGAAAUUCCCAAAGUGACGAAAUUUUGUCAAAAUGGUUAUUCUUAAUGGGGUUUGAAUUUCCUCUUGUUUUACCUUUUCGCGUUUCCCUGAGAACAUUUUGUACCUGUACCCAUGAAUCUUUGGUGAGUGUGUUUAGGGUGGUACUACCUGUGUAAUCUGUACCCAAGAUGGAAUAAAUAAGAACAUUUUCUAAAUUUUUUUACUCUAUACUUGUUGAUCCAGCAAAGUAUUACGACAUUGACAUGCAUUGUACUGUUUCACACAUAUUUUACAAUAAAUAAUAUGCUUUCAUUUGUUUUAAGUGACAGCAAAUCUUUAUAAUAUAGAAUUUUUGCAUGAUAUCAGCUAAUGUGUACAGUUUGUUGUCUUCUUGUUAGUUGUUAUUCUAAUAGGUUUAUGAGCUAUGGGACAUGUCUCUUCUGUACUGGUUAGUGCAGUGGAGACAUUUUAAUGUACAGUUUACGUAAUCAUAUGAAAAGUGUUUGUUUGUGGAUGUUCUUUUCUUUAUUUUGGGGUUCUGAACUUUAUACUGAUCUAUAGAGUGAAUCUUUGGAUUAUUUAUGUA